Symbiodinium sp. CCMP2456 is the source of this 1188-nucleotide messenger RNA. The record is from the annotation of a GenBank genome assembly. Lineage: Eukaryota; Dinophyceae; Suessiales; Symbiodiniaceae.
AUGCCCCCAAGGAGGCUUUGGGCUCGAAGGCAAGCGGCUGAGUGGAGCCCAAAUGCGCUCGUGACCGUCGGGGAACUUGAGGUACAGAGACGGCUUUCGAAAAUUCAAAGGGUUUCCAAGGCAGAAGGUUUUAAGAGGGCGAUGGAACAGCUCCUCAUGCUCAAGUCUGGCUGUGAUCAGGAGGAAUUGAAGGAAUGGAUGCAGUUCGCUGAGCUCGCGCAUGGUGCGUCUGCGUAUUCGCGUGAUCCGAACCGUUUUCGUGCAUUGAGCGACAACUGGAAGAAGUCCGUGUUGGGUAUCAGUGGCGAGUUCAACCGCAUAUCAGCGCCAUUCAGAGAACUCCGGCAGGGAGCUCAUCUCUUAACCGUGUCACAUUGCUGGGAAUCGAAGCAACACCCGGAUCCAUGGGGCAGCCAGCUGCACAGAUUAGUCAACAUCAUUUCAGAAUAUCAGGAAUCCGUCUUUAAAGAGACGGGAGAAGAUGCCGAAUGUUGGAUUUUCAUCGAUUUUAUCAGCCUCCCGCAAUACCCGCGCACUCCCCAGCAGCAGCAGUUCUUUCAGCGUGCCAUGAGGUCAAUGCACAUGUUGUAUGCGCACCAGGCCGUGGACCGGGUAAUUCGCUUGGAGGAGCUUACUUCUGAUUUCGAAAAGCUGUUUGCGCCAAACUUCAUCGACAUUUACCAUGAGGAAGUGCAGCCGCAGCAUCAUUAUAUACCGACAGAGCAGACUCACGGUGUGCCAGACAAGGCUGGCCAGUUUGGACCGCAGGCUUUCAGUAAGCUAGAACUGAACAGUACGCCUUACAACGCCAGGGGUUGGUUUAUUGCUGAAACGCAGUGGAUGAGCGCGAGCAGCUGUAUUCACGGCUAUGCUCCGAUGCUCCCAGCUACUUUUCAAAAGCGUGUGCAGGAGAUCGCUUUGAGGUUUACACACCGAUCCGAUGCGAAGGCUGUGAUGGAACUGCAAGAAAUGGUAUUUUGGAAGAAAGCAACUGCUUGCAGACAGCUCGACGUAGCCUGGUUGCCCCGCGACGAGUUCCUGCUGCUCACCGAGGCCCUGCUACAUUACGUGAACCUGAUCUUUCACUGUGACAUCGGGUCGGAGCUCGCUGCAGCACUGGUCAACACACUCAGAAGCCUCGGGGAAUUACGUUUGGUCUGGAUUAUUCAGUGCAGCAUUAGGUUUAGG